GUCUGAUCGAACAAGACUUCUCGCCGUCAUGAAAUCGCUUGUCAUCUCUUUGUUUCUCAUCCUGUUACUUUGGGAGCCGGGAUCUCACGCUUUGAAAGUUCAGGUGGGGGAAUUUACGUAUACAGUGGAAUCAGUGAAAAAAUUGAAGAAACUCAUGGAUGAAGAUGUGUCUCCUCAUGAUUUAUGUAAAACGUCCAAGCUCCCUGAGGAAUUUUUACCUGUGUGCGAGAAGGAGGAUGCCCCCGAUAUCUUUAUCAAACUGGUAGAAGCUGCGUUUAGUUUUGACGAAUGUGAUCUAUGCGCCAAUCCUGCGUGUCCUGAUUGUCCUUGA
This is a messenger RNA of Pelobates fuscus (common spadefoot toad), 331 nucleotides long. Its product is annotated as guanylin-like. Bases 29 to 331 code for a protein of 100 amino acids. The transcript is spliced from 3 exons. The record is from RefSeq and is a predicted model, not a curated record. NCBI's taxonomy places the organism in Eukaryota, Metazoa, Chordata, Amphibia, Anura, Pelobatidae. Gene Ontology annotation, cellular component: extracellular region. Gene Ontology annotation, molecular function: guanylate cyclase activator activity.